Messenger RNA from Blastomyces gilchristii SLH14081, 300 nucleotides. RefSeq lists its product as uncharacterized. NCBI's taxonomy places the organism in Eukaryota, Fungi, Ascomycota, Eurotiomycetes, Onygenales, Ajellomycetaceae. The coding region runs from base 1 to 300 and encodes 99 amino acids. Gene Ontology annotation, molecular function: protein kinase activity. Gene Ontology annotation, biological process: protein phosphorylation. The record is from RefSeq and is a predicted model, not a curated record. The transcript has 2 exons.
AUGAAAAGUCUUAAUUCAUGGCUGGGUGAACGUGCCCGACUUACUGCUUCGGAAACCGCAUUCGAUUUUCAACUUUCCGACUUUGUGUUCUGCCAUAUGGAUCUUAGUCGACGGAAUAUCAUUCUUCAAGAUGGGUGUAUUUAUCUUUUGGACUGGGAAUAUGCGGGCUUUUAUUCUCGAGAGUUUGAAAAAUACUCCAUCCUAUUUAUAGGACAGAAGGAAGACCCCAAUUUCGCAUACAAUCUCACAAAUGCGCUUGACUCUAUAUAUCAAAAAGAGGAAAGCAUUGAUGACACUUGA